GUAGGCCACAGCCAAACGACAACAUGUGGACAUGCAUUGUUGUGCUCGUGCGUAUGGAGACGACAAUGCGCGCGCCUGCCCCCUCACUUCAUUCAUUGCUGUCCGUGCUGCUGCAGACGCUCCAGCUUCUCUCCACGUUGUGAAGAAGAGGUUUUAAUCCGGGACCAUGAGGUGCUCCUGCCGCCCGAGAAACACGCAUGACAGAGCAGUAUGUAUGACAAACUGCCCCACUCUCAUUGUGACUGUGGGUCUUCCAGCCCGGGGGAAGACUUAUAUUUCAAAGAAGCUCACUCGUUACUUGAACUGGAUUGGUGUGUCAACGAAAGAGUUCAAUGUUGGCCAGUAUCGGAGGGAGUGUAUGAAGAUCUACAAGUCCUUCGAGUUUUUCAGUCCAGAUAAUGAAGAAGGUCUAAAAGUCAGACGUCAGUGUGCGAUGGCAGCACUCAAUGAUGUUAGGGAGUACCUGAGUGUCAAAGGAGGACAUGUGGCGGUCUUCGAUGCCACAAAUACAACAAGAGAAAGAAGAGCAACCAUUGUCAAGUUUGCUGAGCAGAAUGGUUUUAAGGUGUUUUUUGUGGAGUCUUUGUGUGAUGACAAAGACAUAAUUGCACAAAAUAUAGUGCAAGUGAAGUUGGGCAGCCCAGACUACAUUCACUGCAACACAGAGGAGGCCAUUGAGGACUUCAUGAAUAGAAUCAAGUGUUAUGAGUCGUCCUACCAGUCUCUGGACGAGAUUCUGGACAGGGAUUUAUCCUACAUAAAGAUCAUGGACGUGGGCCGGCGUUACCUGGUGAACCGUGUUCUUGACCACAUCCAAAGCCGAAUAGUCUAUUAUCUGAUGAAUAUCCACAUUACUCCACGCUCUAUCUACUUGUGUCGCCACGGUGAGAGUGACCUCAACAUCAAGGGACGUAUUGGAGGAGAUUCGGGCUUGUCUGCCAGAGGAAAAGAGUUUGCCAGAAGGUUAAGGAAAUUCAUCCAAGAGCAGAACAUCAAAGAUCUGAAGGUGUGGACGAGCCAGAUGAAGAGAGCAAUCCAGACAGCCGAGUGCCUGGGAGUGCCAUACGAACAGUGGAAGACUCUCAACGAAAUAGAUGCCGGUGUGUGUGAGGAAAUGAUGUAUGAAGAGAUCCAGGAGCAUUACCCUCUGGAGUUUGCACUGAGAGACCAAGACAAGUAUCGCUACCGUUACCCUAAAGGAGAGUCAUAUGAAGACCUGGUGCAGCGACUGGAGCCUGUGAUUAUGGAGCUGGAGAGACAGGAGAACGUUCUGGUCAUUUGCCACCAGGCUGUCAUGCGCUGUCUUCUUGCAUAUUUCCUGGACAAAACUGCAGAGGAGUUGCCUUAUCUCAAGUGUUCUUUGCACACAGUGUUGAAGCUGACCCCUGUUGCUUACGGUGAGUUGGAACUUUUCUAAGUUUAUAUAUUAUUGUAUGUUGACUAUCACCAUUAUUCUGUCACAUUAAAUUAACUCAUCCAUAUUAAUGCAUCUAUAUAUUGUUGUAAUAGCACGUUGUCUAGGAAGAAAAAGAACACUCUUCUGAGUUUAAAAAAUAUCAUUUGCAGUUUGUUUAUGGAAGAUGGCCACUGUU
Molecule: messenger RNA, 1592 nt
Organism: Monopterus albus (swamp eel)
Lineage: Eukaryota; Metazoa; Chordata; Actinopteri; Synbranchiformes; Synbranchidae
Gene: pfkfb4b
Product: 6-phosphofructo-2-kinase/fructose-2,6-biphosphatase 4b
Exons: 12
Coding region: 167-1417 (416 amino acids)
Biological process (GO): fructose 2,6-bisphosphate metabolic process; fructose metabolic process
Cellular component (GO): cytosol
Molecular function (GO): ATP binding; fructose-2,6-bisphosphate 2-phosphatase activity; 6-phosphofructo-2-kinase activity
Source: RefSeq, a predicted model, not a curated record